Nothoprocta perdicaria is the source of this 1170-nucleotide messenger RNA. RefSeq names its product cytochrome c. Gene Ontology annotation, cellular component: mitochondrial intermembrane space. Bases 73 to 390 code for a protein of 105 amino acids. The record is from RefSeq and is a predicted model, not a curated record. Gene Ontology annotation, biological process: mitochondrial electron transport, ubiquinol to cytochrome c; mitochondrial electron transport, cytochrome c to oxygen. The transcript has 3 exons. Lineage: Eukaryota; Metazoa; Chordata; Aves; Tinamiformes; Tinamidae. Gene Ontology annotation, molecular function: electron transfer activity; heme binding.
UUGCGGCGACACCGGCCUACAUAGGGCGGUGCGCGGCGUGUCCUUGGGCUCACCCGGCGGGACGUGGUGAAAAUGGGAGACAUUGAGAAGGGCAAGAAGAUCUUUGUGCAGAAGUGCUCCCAGUGCCAUACGGUUGAAAAGGGAGGCAAGCACAAGACCGGACCCAACCUGCAUGGCCUCUUCGGACGUAAAACUGGACAAGCCGAGGGCUUUUCCUACACAGAUGCUAAUAAGAAUAAAGGUAUCACCUGGGGAGAGGAUACUCUGAUGGAGUACUUGGAAAACCCGAAGAAGUACAUCCCAGGAACAAAGAUGAUUUUUGCGGGUAUUAAGAAGAAGUCGGAGAGAGUAGACUUAAUAGCAUAUCUCAAAGAUGCCACUUCUAAGUAAAAGUUCUGCUGCCUUAUUUAUUUCACAAAGGAGAUUGCAGUGGAAAUGUCUGUGAUGGUUUUUAAACUUUCUAUUUUUACAUGUACUGUGUCUAACCUUAAAACCUGUCCCACUCACCACAUGACACUUUCAGUGGGUGGUUGAAGUACAUGCUUGUUUGGCAGCCAUAACUUAUGGAAACCGUAUGUAAUUGGGUAAACUGCGAUGAAUAAAAUGUUAAUCAUGGAAUUAAAUGGAGAAAAAAAAACACAUUUUCUGCCUUUUCAUUGUAAAAUGUAUCAAGCAAAUCACUGUCAACUGCAUAAUAGUUUUGGCAGCCCAGCUAUCCAAGAUUUAAAAAGUAGGGUGCAUUUUGUCAGCUUCCACACACAUAAUUUCUUACAUUGCCUGCAAGAUAACAAACAAGAUCAUAUUUUUCUAAUUCUGCUGAAAGCGAUGUGUGGUUGUAUAUAUUCAUCUGGCUAAAGCUUGGGAUGAUAAUGCGAGUUCAUCUGAUUUACUGAGUAUUGCUUGUGAAGUGGCAGUGGUACCAAACCACCCUUUUACCUAGGGGAAGGAUGUUCCCUGUUUACCCAGGCUUUGGCAGCUACAUGUGCCACUAAGGAUGAGACURUGUCAGAAAUAGCUAAAGGUUUUGAAACCCUGUGUUCAAGAACUUUUCAAAAAAUAGCUGCUCGUAGCUUAGUAAAUGGAACAAGAACCUGCAUUCUGCUGGGAAGAUAUCACUCAGCUUGCUCUUCAGCACUUACUAAAUCUUGUUCCUGAAGAGCUAAUCUAACA